AUAGUGUUAGCAGGGCUUCCUGUCGCGCGGGUGCUGCUGACGAACGGCGAAGUAGACGAAGCGCGCGACAUCACGAGCCAAUCGGUUUCACGAGCCCGCGUGCUGCCUCAUCGCUCGUCACCGAGAAAGCACACGUCUGCUCCAGGAGCCAGCCCCCUCGUUUCUGCACCUGCCAAUCUACUACGCCGCCUUGUCCGCCAUGCAGUCCAAGCCUGCAUACCCUCCAGGGAAGCGGAAACGCCCGAAUCCCCGCAAACCUUCCGUCUCGUCCAGCUCGGCUUCAUCAAAACGAAAAAGCCAACGUUCGUAUAGUAUGAAGCCAGUAGAGAAGAAAGCAGACCUCACGGCAAAAGACACCAAGUCCAAGACCAAGAAGGAUGGCGCAGGAAGCACUACAAGGACCACAAGGAAAAGCCAACGUUCGUAUAGUAUGAAGCCAGUAGCGAAGAAAGCAGAACUCACGGAGAGGGACACCAAGUCGAUCUUGAAGAACGGCGGAGAAACCACUGGAGGGACCACAAGGGGACGCAGUAAGAACUGGAUAGAUGAUUUCCCGGAUCCGAAACCAAUUGCGGCUGGCCAGUCGACCAGAGGUCGCCACUCAAAAGCCAAGAAGAUAGCCAUCAUUGCGAUAGCACUGCUCUUCAUCUGCGGAGCCCUGCUGACGAUCGGGAUAUGGGCCCUCUCUCAUGCCUCGGUAACGUUCUGCGACACGUCAGAUUGCCUUAGACAUGUCAUUGAGCUCAAGGAGGCCAUGGACACUAGCGUCGACCCCUGCUACGACUUCUACAAGUUCACGUGUGGCUCCUGGAAGCCAAAACAGAGAGAGCGGUCCAUGAUUGCGCGAGUCUUCGACGAGUCGACGGACCGCGCCAUUAGCGAAAUGGAGGGCCCGAGAGAGAAGACUAUUGCGCCCAAAGCAGUGGACUAUUUCAAGAGCUGCAUCCAGCGACGCGAUUUCACGUUGGAUGAUCUGCGAGUCUAUUUCAACUUCAAGGAGCAAAUCGGUUUCUUGUGGCCGGAGAAGAAUCAACCAGCCAUCGAUGCACUGCUCCCGCUGCUGAACCUCACUAUCAACUGGAACAUCAACUUGCUCUUCCACCUGCGCGCCUUGCCCGCAUACAAGCGGAGGCCACAGACGCUGUACAUUAGACGCGGCAUAGUGAGCACCAGGUGGUUGGAUCCCACGUGGACACCCGCCACGUUUGCCGAAGCCGUCAAACAGCACUGCGCCCUACUCAGGAUCGAACCGCCGAAUGCCUCAAGCAUCGAUGCACUGAAGAUCACCGUGGAGGACAUCGUAGACGCCGCGGUCAAAGUACCGCCGGACGCCACGAGCGACACGCAGUUCACGCUCAGAGAGAUCGAGGUGCUGAUGCCCAAAAGGACGGACGAGUGGCUCAGCAACGUGAACAAACUGCACAGUCCCCAGUUCACGUGGACGCUGGACAGCGCCGUUGCUCUCGAAGACGACACGAUAUUGCAGAAUGUAUACGCCCUGCUACAGAAGUACAAGGAAAAGAAGCAGACGCUCAUGGAAGGCUUUUCGUUCGUUUUCCUUCGAAUGUCCCUGUGGUUGUUCGCAGGGAAACCAGAGUUGCGCCAUGGGCCCGAUCCCGAAGUGGGCCGCAAUAUAUGGAAGCGGACCUGCCUCAAAUACACGACUGGCCACUUCGGCCUGCUCGUCGCGGCCAAGCACAUUUACGCGCGCUACAGCAGCAGUGUGCGCAACGAGCUCGAACGUUUCCACCAGAGCAUUCAGGCCGCGAUGAAGCAGCAGCUGGAAGACGCCUACUGGAUCGAAGCCUCCAUCAGGAGUCGGGCGGUUAUCAAGAUCGAAGAGCUGACGCUGAACGCGAUGCCAGAGGAGAACUUCUUCUCCGAAGUUAACCUGGCCGGCCUGUACCGGGACUUCCCAAAGAUCAAUGCGUCAUUCAUAAGCAACUACAUCGCGGUCGCAGCCGCCUACCGGCGCCUCAUCGGCCACGACAGCUUUAUCAGCGUCUACUCCAAACAGUUCGGGGCCGGCGCGCCCAGCCGAUACAACUACUACUACAACAUCGCCUACAUGGCACUGGGCGCCAUGGAGCCUCCCAUACUCUACUUGAACGGUACCAAGGCCAUGAUUUACGGCAGCUUCGGCACGCUCAUCGCCGGGUGCAUGGUGCGCUCGCUCGACAGGCGCGGCGUCCUCGUCAACGACCUGGGCAGAAAGGAGAAGUGGUGGGACUCGCCAGCCUACACAGAACGAAUCAGCUGCGACUUGUUGUCCGGAAGCAAGCAUGAUGGCGGGGGAACUGGCCAGAGUCCGAAAGCGAAGUCGAUUGGCGGCCGCGACCCGCGCGAGGUUCGUUUUUCGGCCUUGUUCCCAUUGGCACCGGGACUGGCCGUGUCGUUCAUGGCGCACCGCGUGGCUGUGACCAAAGAAGGCACGUACGUCCAGCACCGCCUGCGCGGCUUUGAAGAUUACACAGACGACCAGCUCUUCUUCCUGACCUACUGCCUCAUGACGUGCGCCACAAACAGCAGCGGCGAGAUGUGCAACGUACCAAUGCGACAGACGCAGGCGUUCGCCGACGCGUACCAAUGCCCCUUCGAAUCGCCGAUGAACCCGAGUAAGAAGUGUACAUUCUUCUAGUAACUGCAAGACCCAAGUUUAUAUUUAUUCAUUUAUCUAUAUGCUUCGCUGCGUUAUUGUUGUUCGCUUUUGUAAUGUAGUUUUUAUGGCAGUUCUUUCGAUUGACAGACGUUGCGCUCACCCCGCAAUAUUGUUCUCAAUAUUUCUCCUAUGACUCCGCGCGCGCAGUUUAUUUAUGUUUUUUUUUUCUGAAUCCAAGCGUAGGUGUCAUACUGGCUCAGUCAUUGAUGUUGAGCAUGGACUGAAAAAUCGCAUGUUUGCCUUAUAAGCGCGAUCUCCUGCUUCGCAGACUUAGGAUAUAGCUACAGCUUUACUGCAACGAACUCCAGUCGCUUUCGCAAGCUGAUGUGCAAUUCCUGUCGGCGCUCCAGUGACUGGUCGCAUCACAUACCAUCUUUAACAGCGAACAGCCAGAAUGACCGCCGGACGAGGCUGCACACGAGUGCUGCCGCGAUUUCAAGUGCCUAUGUGCGCCUUAUACAUUUUCUGCGUGUGAAAACAUUGUAAAUAACUGGGCAACACUGCCGGAAAGUGGUCGUCAGAACCUGUCGAUUGUGUGUGAUAUGAUGUUACGCAAUUUAGAGGCUCGCCAAUAUGCUGGACAGUGAUGUUCUUUAAAGGGAUUCUGAACCACUUUUCAACGAAGUGGAGAAAGGCCUUCGACGUUAACAUGAAUUAUUUGUAAAUACUUUGCCGCGAAAAGUAUUUCAAUGUCUAACAUCGUCAUGGCACGCAGUUCAAAUUUGGUUUUGGAUGUUCGCAAAGGCGUCACUACUUCCGAAUUUGGCAGCAACACCGGGUCAACCUCGAAGGCUGUCCUUCAGCUUACGAUGUCUCAUCCCUUUGCUGUGCUACAGUGUACUAGCUACGCGAGGCUAUUCUCGAAUCAAGUAACACGAGUAGCUCAUUUUCUUUCGCAUUUAAGAUGACGACGGUGAUGAUGAUGAUGACGAUGAUGAUAGUGCCUUAUUUAAUGGCACAAAUCCAAUGGGGGGCAUAGGCCAUGAACCAGGUGGUAAUAUGAUAAAAAAGGAGGCGGAAAUGAAUGAAUAAUCGAAGAUGAGAAAAUUAAAUAAAUUAGCGUAAAACGCGGUAAUCGGUCUUGGAAAGAUAGGAAUAGUAAUAUGCACCUAAUAUUAGGAAUACUUAAAGGGUAUAUGUAAAGAUUGAAUUAGUUAGGUGUUGAAUAAUAUCAAUCAUUACUGUGAAUUCGUGUUCUUGCUAUUCGAAUUUUUUAAAUUAAUAAUUUUUCGAUGGAGAAAUAAAAGCACAUGGGAACUAUUA
Messenger RNA from Dermacentor albipictus, 3922 nucleotides. RefSeq names its product neprilysin-1-like. Gene Ontology annotation, cellular component: plasma membrane. NCBI's taxonomy places the organism in Eukaryota, Metazoa, Arthropoda, Arachnida, Ixodida, Ixodidae. The record is from RefSeq and is a predicted model, not a curated record. Gene Ontology annotation, molecular function: metalloendopeptidase activity. Gene Ontology annotation, biological process: protein processing.